UUAAGUCUGGACAACAUUCUGCAAAAUAGUUAAAUAAAUUAAAAAUAAAACGACCAACAAAAUGCUGUGGGAAACAAUUGCCGAAGAGAACAACUGCACCAUGGAAUGCAAUAUCAGCUCCAGCAGUCUGAACAAAAGCAGCUCAAAUCGCCGCGUUCGUCGUGCGCUGACCUCCAACAAUCUCAUCAUGGAUGCCAUGGAUGCUGAUGUUGAGGAGGAGUUGUCCUUCUACAAUGAUGACGAUGUGCUUGCCCUGCCCCAGGAGCGUGCGCUUAGCCCGGAACUGUUGGGUCUGCUAUCGCCUGAGGGUUCGCCGCAGCGUUUCCAAAUUGUGCGACAGACAAAGUUGCAACAGCAACAAGCUGUAACAUCCACAAAUGCAACUGCAACAACACCAGCAGCAGCAACAGCAGCUCCGACUGCUUCUCGCAGUUUUCGCAUCUUCAAUAGCCUAUCCUCCGCAGGCUCCAUGGAGUCCUCCAUGGACGAUGAUUACAUGGAGCUCUUCGAAAUGGAAUCCUUUGCGGGCAUGCACCAACAACAGCAGGAACAAGGACAACAACAUCAGCAGCACAAUUCCAAUCUGCCCAGUGGACUCAACUCACUGAUUAGUGGACAAAUCAAAGUGACGCCCAAAUCCCCCACCAUCAUGAUGAGGCGGCCAUCGGUGCGACGUUGCCUCAGCAUGACGGAGACAAACAGCAAUCAGCUAGCACAACAACAAUUGAUACAACAACAACAGCUGCAACAACUGCAACCAAAGACGCCAGAGACUGCCCGGGAUUGCUUCAAGCGUCCCGAACCGCCCGCAUCGACCAGCUGCUCUCCGAUUCAGAGCAAGCGUCACCGUUGCAUCGAAAAGGAGAACUGUCCACUGCCCCAACCGCUGCCACUGCCGCUCACACAUGCGCCGCCGCUGCGAAAAUGUAUUUCGCUCAAUGAUGCAGAGAUCAUGUCCGCCUUGGCACGCUCCGAGAAUCGCAACGAACCCGAGCUGAUUGGUGACUUUAGCAAGACUUACGCCCUGCCGCUGAUGGAGGGCCGACACAGAGAUCUCAAGUCCAUUUCCAGUGAGACGGUGGCCAGUCUGCUGAAUGGUGCCUAUGACGACGAGGUGGCCAGUUAUCGCAUCAUCGAUUGUCGUUAUCCCUAUGAAUACGAUGGUGGGCAUAUACGCGGCGCCAAGAAUCUCUAUACCCAUGAGCAGAUCCUGCAGGAGUUUCUGGGCGCAGCACAGACUGAGCUGCAACAGCAGCAGCAACAAAAUGCGGAUGCAUGUGGCAAGCGCAACAUUAUCAUCUUCCAUUGUGAAUUCUCCUCGGAGCGUGGCCCAAAAAUGUCACGUUUCCUACGCAAUUUAGAUCGGGAGCGGAAUACGACUGCAUAUCCGUCUCUACAUUAUCCGGAGAUCUAUUUGCUGCAUAACGGUUACAAGGAGUUCUAUGAGACGCAUCUGGAGCACUGCCAGCCGGAGGCGUAUCGACCCAUGUUGGAGCCCGCCUACAAUGAGGCCUAUCGUCAUUUUAGGGCCAAAUCCAAGUCGUGGAAUGGCGAUGGACUCGGCCUCGGCGGUGGUUCUGCUGCUGCUGCUGGUGGUGGUGGCGGAGCAACUGGUCGCCUCAAGAAAUCCCGUUCCCGACUUAUGCUUUAAGGGGGAAGGGGAAGACUGGGUUAUGUACACUGGCAACGCCACACAUUUUAAUUCUUUGGGUUAGUGGCAACGCCAGAAAAAAGAAGUUUUGUAAAUAAGAGAAGAAGCUGCGUAUUUAUUUCAUUUUAAAACACACAAACACAUUUUUAAGUUGAUUUUGU
This is a messenger RNA of Drosophila grimshawi, 1812 nucleotides long. Its product is annotated as M-phase inducer phosphatase. The transcript has 2 exons. Gene Ontology annotation, biological process: G2/M transition of mitotic cell cycle; positive regulation of G2/M transition of mitotic cell cycle; positive regulation of G2/MI transition of meiotic cell cycle. The record is from RefSeq and is a predicted model, not a curated record. Lineage: Eukaryota; Metazoa; Arthropoda; Insecta; Diptera; Drosophilidae. Gene Ontology annotation, molecular function: protein tyrosine phosphatase activity. Gene Ontology annotation, cellular component: cytoplasm; nucleus. Bases 62 to 1651 code for a protein of 529 amino acids.